Molecule: messenger RNA, 2358 nt
Organism: Helianthus annuus (common sunflower)
Lineage: Eukaryota; Viridiplantae; Streptophyta; Magnoliopsida; Asterales; Asteraceae
Product: rhamnogalacturonan I rhamnosyltransferase 1
Exons: 7
Coding region: 529-2112 (527 amino acids)
Cellular component (GO): cytoplasm
Source: RefSeq, a predicted model, not a curated record
GGAAGAGUGGGUAAUAACUCCCACACAACUCUCUCUCUCUCUCUCUCUCUCUCCUCUUCUCCGGCCACCGACGCCCUCAUAUUCCGGCGACCUUCACUAACUCCGGCCACUCCACUUUCUUCAACUCUCUCUCUCUCUCUCUCUGAAAACUUCCAAUCUGCUGCUACCUUACUCCAAUUUCAAACUUCAUAAAUUCAAUUUCGAGAUCCAACAUAUAAUUCAAAAUCUAGGGUUUAUCGCACAGUACUGGAGGAUACAUACAGAUCAUGGUACAUUCAUUCCAUUUAUUCCGGAAUUUAAUCAACUCAAAAAACAGUUGUAAAUGUUAGAUAUUAUUGUGUUAGAAACUUACUCUGCAAUUAAUCAGUUAUCCAGUUAAUUAAUUUGUGCAUCUCGAUAACAUUAUUAUCGUGAAUCUGUUCAAUUUGUUCAGUUAUUAGUUGUCAGUUGUCUCAAUUUAGUGAGAAUUGUGUUAAUUGUGUUGUGAUUGAGGUGUGAUGGAUAGUUAGGGUUUGGAUUUGGGGGAUCAUGGGGAUGAAAGUGUUGGGGGAGGGUAAGGUGGAGAGGUUGAAGCGGUCGGUCGGGUAUUCGAAUGCUAGGGGUAAUAAAAUGAAGCUGUGGAUGGUUAGGGCUACUACUGUGGUGUUGUUGUGGACUUGUUUGGUUCAGUUGAUGGCAUUGGGGGAGUCUUGGGGACCUAGGGUUUUGAAAGGGUGGCCUUCGCAUGAUUCGGUUAUUUCGGGUGCUGCUUUGGAUGUUAAGUUGUUGCCGGUUGUUCCGGUUAGAGAGCUUCCACCCAAGAGGGUUUACAAGAACAAUGGUUACCUACUGAUUUCAUGUAACGGAGGACUUAAUCAAAUGCGAUCUGCUAUAUGUGAUAUGGUUGCAAUUGCAAGAUACUUGAAUGUUACACUCAUAGUUCCUGAGCUGGAUAAAACGUCUUUCUGGGCGGAUCCAAGGUAUGCCAAAUUAUCUCUGGUAUUAGCAUAUGGAAUCACGAGAGUUAAUUUAUUGUUUUCGUUACUAAAUUUCAGUGAAUUUGAGGAUAUUUUUGACGUUGAUCAUUUCAUUACGUCCUUGAGAGAUGAAGUGCGGAUACUUAAACAGCUUCCUAUCAGGCUUAAACAGAAAGUCGAAUCGGGAAUUCUGCAUACAAUGCCUCCCGUUAGUUGGUCUGAUAUUUCAUAUUACCACAACCAAAUUCUUCCUUUGAUUCAAAGAUACAAAGUGUUGCAUUUGAAUAGAACGGAUGCUCGGCUGGCCAAUAGUGGUCAACCGGUUGACCUCCAGAAGCUGAGGUGUCGAGUAAAUUUCAGUGCUCUAAGAUUCACUAGUCAAAUUGAAGAAUUGGGUAGACGGGUCGUUAACCUUUUAAGAAAAAAUGGACCUUUUUUAGUGCUUCACCUUCGAUACGAAAUGGACAUGUUAGCAUUUUCUGGUUGUACUCAAGGAUGCAAUGAUGAGGAGGUGGAAGAGUUGACCCGAAUGAGGUAUGCUUACCCAUGGUGGAAAGAAAAGAUCAUAAAUUCCGAUUUAAAACGAAAAGAUGGUUUAUGCCCUUUAACUCCCGAAGAGACUGCGCUUGCGUUAAGGGCACUUGACAUAGAUCCGGGCAUCCAGAUUUACAUUGCGGCUGGUGAGAUAUACGGUGGGGAAAGGAGAAUGGCUACGCUUGCAUCGGCAUAUCCGAAGCUGGUACGGAAAGAGACUCUAUUGGGACCAGACGACCUUAAAUUUUUCCAGAAUCACUCGUCACAGAUGGCAGCAUUGGAUUACCUUGUGUCACUGGAAAGUGAUAUUUUUGUCCCUACUUAUGAUGGAAACAUGGCCAAAGUCGUAGAAGGCCACCGCAGAUAUUUGGGUUUCAAGAAGACGAUUCUAUUGGAUAGAAAACUACUUGUUGAACUAAUAGACAAAUACACGACCAACUCGAUGAGUUGGGAUGAAUUCUCGAGCGCUGUCAAGGAAGCCCAUGCAAACCGAAUGGGGAACCCGAUAAAAAGAUUAAUUAUUCCAGACAGACCCAAAGAAGAAGAUUACUUUUAUGCAAAUCCAGAAGAAUGCUUGCAGCAGCCUUCUUCAGACAAUGAACCUGUGAAUAUCAUCCAAUGAAAGCCACCAUUUUUAUCCGACAAUUUUCAUAAAUCUGUACAAGUCCUAGAAUGCGGUUCAAGGUAUUGAAGAGCAUCUUUCACACACGACCGGAGGGCGGGACUAUCGAUCGCUUCUUUUUUAUUUUUAUAAACAUAUCAUCAUUGUCGUUCUAUGAUUUAUGUAUAGAAAUCCCCUGACAUUCCAGGGUCAUACCUUCAUAUUUAUAAAUUAUAUUAGAAUACACACAUAUUGAAUCGGGAUCAA